AUGGCAUCCAAAGCCCCUAUUGCUUUCAUCUCAGGCGGAAACACAGGCAUCGGACUUGCAGUGGCCACUCAACUUGCCAGGGACCACAAGUACCAUGUGAUUAUCGGUUCCAGAAAUGAGACUGCCGGACAAAAGGCUGCUGAUGCUCUGGUGGCGGAUGGUUACUCGGCUUCGUCCGUUCAAUUGGAUUUGGCAUCAGAUGAUUCCAUCGCAAGGGCCGCUUCUUAUGUUGAAAGCAGACAUGGUGUCCUGGACGUCUUGAUCAACAACGCGGGCAUCCUGAUCGACUAUGUCCCAGGCGUUCUCGAAAAAUACAAAGGACUGUCGACUCGCGAGCUCUUUACCCAGACGCUAAGCACUAACGUGGUAGGGGCGGCAUGCCUGACCGAGGCUUUAUUACCGCUGCUCCUCAAAUCAACACUGCCUCGAAUUGUGUUUGUGUCUUCGCGAAUGGGUUCCUUGGCCGAAGCGACCAACAAGUCCACUGCUUUCUACGCCAUCGACUACAAGGCCUACGACUGCAGCAAGGCUGCCCUCAAUAUGCUGACUCUCAAUUACGCCCGAAUUUUGGACGACAAAGGCGGUAUGGUCAACGCGGCCUGUCCCGGCUUGGUCAAAACCAAUCUCACCAACAACCACCCAUGGGGCGCAUCAACCGAGGAGGGAGCCCAGCGGAUCGUCGAGCUGGCCACAGAAUCUAAGGGAGGUCCGACGGCAACAUUCUCCGACCGUGCAGGUAUUGUCCCGUGGUAG
Molecule: messenger RNA, 753 nt
Organism: Exophiala mesophila
Lineage: Eukaryota; Fungi; Ascomycota; Eurotiomycetes; Chaetothyriales; Herpotrichiellaceae
Exons: 1
Coding region: 1-753 (250 amino acids)
Cellular component (GO): membrane
Source: RefSeq, a predicted model, not a curated record